UUUAAUUAUUUGAAAUUGCAAAUCAAAAUCUAUAAAAUCAUAUAAAAAAAUAUUCAACAACUUUAAUGCUUUUUUCUAAAUUUAAAAAUUCAAUGUAACUAUAUUACAACUAUAUUACAAUUGUGCUUAUAUUUCAUUCAUGACAAAAAAAUUAUAUUGUAUAAAAUAUAUAUAUAUAAAAAAUUACAUACAUUCUGUGAUUGGAUAAAAAAAUGUUAUUAAAAACGAAAUUACCAGAAGUUUCAUCAUUAUUUUCCUUAAUUAUAAUUGCUGUAUUAUCUCUAUGUUUUAUUAAUAGUUACAAUGGUAAAUUUGUAUUUGAUGAUUCUGAAGCUAUUGUACAUAAUGAAGAUAUACAAACUACUCCUUUAAUAGAUAUAUUUAAAAACGAUUUUUGGGGUACAAAACUGACCCAUAAACAAAGUCAUAAAUCAUAUAGACCAUUUACAAUUUUAUCUUUUAGAUUACAUUUUUGGCUUCGUGAAAGUAUGAUAGCUCAAGAUUUUCAUAUAGUAAAUAUAAUACUUCAUGCUAUUGUUUCCAUGUUAUUGUUACCAGUAUUUAAUAUACUUUUAGACUCAAAAGAAAAAAGAACUGCAUUUUAUGCUACUGCAUUGUUUGCUGUUCAUCCAGUGCACACAGAAGCUGUUUCAGGUAUUGUAGGCCGGGCAGAAUUAUUAUGUGCUAUAUUUAUGUGGAUAUCUAUUAUAUGUUAUUAUUAUUCAAUCUAUGCAAGAAGAUUAUUAUACAGAUGGCUCAGUAUGUUUAAUUGUAUCAUAUUUAUUGCAAUUGCAAUGUUGUGCAAAGAAACAGGAAUUACCGCAAUGGGAAUUUGUUGUGUAUAUGAUAUUAUAAUAGUGAACAAAAUAUUUCCAUAUAAUAUAAUUUUAUUCUUAGUAUCAAAACCUUCUUAUGAGCAAGUAAAAACUUUUAUUAAACAAAAGCAGAAAUUGCUAAUUAGACUUUUUAUACUUUUUACAUCUGGUUUAAUACUUAUAAUCUUAAGAUUCAGUAUAAUGGGAUUUAAAGCCCCAAUUUUUCAACCUGUAGAUAAUCCAGCAUCAUUUAUGCCCAAUAUAUUUCUACGAAUGUUAAAUUAUAGUUAUAUUUAUUGUUUGAAUAUAUGGUUACUAAUAUGUCCUGAAUGGCUGUGUUUUGAUUGGUCAAUGGGCUGUGUACCUUUAAUUAAUUCUAAUGAUAAAAGAAUAAUUUUUGUUCUUUUAUUCUGGCUAAUACUUAGUGCAAUGUUCAUAUAUAGUUUUAGUUCUUAUCAAGACAAAUUUUUAAGAUGUUUAAUUAUGGGACUGACAAUGCUUGUUAUUCCAUUUCUACCAGCUAGUAAUAUUUUUUUUAAUGUUGGUUUCGUUUUAGCAGAAAGAACAUUAUACAUUCCUUCUGCUGGUUAUUGUCUUUUACUUAUUAUAGGAUUACAAAAACUUUGCAAUCAUAUUCCUAUGCAAUAUUUACUAUUAGCAUAUAUAACUUUAAUUUCAUUAUUUUUUGUGAAAUCAUGGAUAAGAAGUGACCAAUGGAGAACUGAAACCACAUUAUUUCAAUCAGCAUUAAGUGUAUGUCCAUUAAAUGCAAAAGUACAUUAUAAUAUUGCAAAAAAUGCUGCUGAUGCUGGAAACUCUACAUUAGCACAAUAUGAAUAUCAGGAAGCUUUAAGAUUAAAUCCUACAUAUGCUCAAGCUAUGAACAAUCUUGGAAAUUUACUUAAAGAUCAAGAAAAAUAUUUAGAAGCAGAGAUAUUGUUUAAAAAAGCUAUUGAAUUACAGGAAGAUUUUGCCACUGCUUGGAUGAACUUAGGCAUUGUUUUGUCGGCAUUAAAAAAAUAUGAAGAAUCGGAAAAAAGUUAUUUAACUGCUUUGACUCAUAGAAACAAAUAUCCUGAUUGUCUUUAUAAUUUGGGUGUGCUGUAUUUAGAACAAAAAGAUUAUGAUAAAGCAUUAAAAGCUUGGGAUUCUGCUAUUAAGCAAAGAAAUACACAUAAGAGAGCAUGGACCAAUAUGAUAUUACUUCUUGAUGAUUUAGGUAUGCGUGAAGAUGCACUUAAAAUAGCAAAUCAAGCUUUACAAUAUUUACCAAAUGACGCAUCUAUUUAUUUUAAUAUUGCAAAUAUAUUAGGAAAAGUAGGAAAUUUUGUAGAGGCUGAAAUAUAUUUUAAAAAUGCAAUAUCAAGAAAUCCUAAAGAUGCAAUGUUUUAUACGAAUCUAGGUGUAUUGUAUCACAGAUGGAAUAAAUUUGAUGAAGCAGAAAAUAUGUACAAAAGAGCAUUAGAAAUUAAACCAAAACUAAAUAGUGCAAAUGAAAAUUUGAGAAAAUUAUACUCUUUGAAAUCUUCAAUAAAGUAACUUAUUUUUUAAUAUAAAAAA
Molecule: messenger RNA, 2375 nt
Organism: Apis laboriosa (Himalayan honeybee)
Lineage: Eukaryota; Metazoa; Arthropoda; Insecta; Hymenoptera; Apidae
Product: protein O-mannosyl-transferase TMTC4-like
Exons: 10
Coding region: 213-2354 (713 amino acids)
Biological process (GO): endoplasmic reticulum unfolded protein response; protein O-linked glycosylation via mannose
Cellular component (GO): endoplasmic reticulum
Molecular function (GO): protein binding; mannosyltransferase activity
Source: RefSeq, a predicted model, not a curated record